AUGGCACUGGUGCCACCGUCCAUUGCUUCGCUUCGAGUUGGUCUUGCUAGUGGUUCCAAGGAACGUUUGACACUGCUUGAACAAAUCGGGAUGCAACCUACAGUGCGAAUAUCGAAUUACGAUGAAAACCUGAACAAAGACCUAGUCAUUGAUGAAUUCGUACGUGAGAUAGCACAUAUCAAGGCAGCGACGAUUGCAAAACUUAUGGAUACCAAAGAUUACGAUGUGAUUAUUGGUUGUGUCACGGUAGUCCUGUUUGACAACGAUAUUAUCGGCAAGCCGGUUGAUGAACAGGAUGCCCGAGCCACCCUUCAGAGUGGUCGGGCCGGUUCUUAUGGUAUUCAAGCCUGUGGAGGGAUAUUUGUCGAAAAGAUUGAUGGUUGCUAUUAUAAUGCUGUUGGAUCACCAAUAAAUCGAUUAAUGAGAGUUCCCUGGAAAAGGGUGAUCUGA
Loa loa (African eye worm) is the source of this 450-nucleotide messenger RNA. Its product is annotated as maf-like protein. The coding region runs from base 1 to 450 and encodes 149 amino acids. The record is from RefSeq and is a predicted model, not a curated record. The transcript has 4 exons. Gene Ontology annotation, molecular function: nucleoside triphosphate diphosphatase activity. Lineage: Eukaryota; Metazoa; Nematoda; Chromadorea; Rhabditida; Onchocercidae.